This is a messenger RNA of Bacillus rossius redtenbacheri, 1833 nucleotides long. RefSeq lists its product as uncharacterized. The record is from RefSeq and is a predicted model, not a curated record. The transcript is spliced from 2 exons. Lineage: Eukaryota; Metazoa; Arthropoda; Insecta; Phasmatodea; Bacillidae. Bases 22 to 279 code for a protein of 85 amino acids.
UCUUGCAAAGAAGCAGCAAACAUGAACACACGAGUGUUGGCGCUCCUGCUUGUCCUGGCGUUGCUGCGGGAGACCAGCGGGCACGGGCGACCGCCGCCGGGCUUCGCGCGGCCCCUGGGACCGAGAGGCGGACCCCUGCCCCCGCCCCCGCCGCCGCCACGGCCCCCGCCGCCCCCGCCCGGCGGCGCGCUCGCGUUCCGCCCCCGGCCACCCGGCGGCGCCACCGUCAUCAGCCGGAAGACAGAGACGUUGGUGGUCAAGAGCGGGUUCGGCGCUUGACGCAGCGCGCACUACUGCCAACGUCGGCGCUUUUUUUUUUUUUCCAGUUUCCAAACUGGUGACGCUUCUUUUACCCGGAAUUACGCCAGAACUCAUCUAAAAAAGCAUACCUGCAGAUAUCACAGUUCAAGCUGUGGUAGCUUUGGUAUUGUCACUGUCCGGAGACAAGACAACAUUCCUGGCGGCGAAUUCAACGCUAGUUCUGUGUCCGAGCUACCAGUGGCAGUGCUACCAACCUUCACUGUUUUGGUUACAUGUUUGAUUUAAAAAACUCAUUUUAAAUCGAAACUGUAUUUUUUAUCCAGAAAAAAAUAUGGCCUUAAAACUAAUUAUUUUACAUAUAUACUAGGAUACCUGAUAUAAAUGUUUAUAAAUUUGCUAGUUUUUAAGGAAACAUGAGAAUAUUUUAUAACCUGUCUUAAUAGAACAAAGUUUAUGUGUGUUAUUUUAAUAUGAUGGUCAAUGAUUAUUGUCCGAAUAUAUUUUUAAAUAACUUAUUAAUUUCAUGUUUACGUCACUUCCAACAGUUUAUUUUAUAAUUGAAUUUUUCAGCAUCCAUAUAUACAUACAUUUUAAUAAAAAACAUUAGAAAUUGGACUAAAUACAUUUUAAUAAUGAAGGGAAAUGAAAUUGUCUACCGUGUUUUUACAGGGGUAAGAUCUUUGUGAUAGGGAAACAUUAUACGGUGAUUUGUUGCUUAUAUAGCGAAAAUAUAUUUUAACACUUAAUAAAAAAAUAACUUUAUUCUUAACUUUUAUUUAUACAGGUGCAUAGUUCUCGUAUCAAUCACUCUAAGGACAUAAAAGUCGCAAAUUUGUUUUGAUUAUAUUUUUUUGUAAAGUAUCACCAGCUGGCAUUGUUUGUUUUGUUUUGAAUCAUUAUACAUAAUAUACAUAUAUGGGAUGUAACUUAUACAUCAUGUCUGGCCAAAAAAAAAAUUUGUAACAAUUAAUUUGAAAUGACACAAACAGACCAUCUGUAAUUAUUGGCCAGCAGAUGAUUGGGAUGUGAACUAUUUUCAAGUUGAUUACGAAACAUGAACGAUGCAAUUAAUUUGCUACCGCAGGGGGAAAGGGGAAGGGGGAAGGAGGAGGCAGCUAGGAACUAUGCAAUGCCCAGCUUCCAUCAGAGGGCAGUAUUGUUUUACCUUGUUAGCAGCUUCGCGCGGAAACUUGAAGCGUUCCUCAGGAGAACAGCCAACCGCCGACGGCAACGAUAAUUACGACGCGAUAAUUACCUUUAAUAACCCCCAUAACAAUAAGCCCAAGUAAGACCAAACAUCGCAAAAGUUCACUAACUUUUUUUUUUUAAAUUUAACCUAUGUACAUAUUUAUAUACUUGCGCAAAUGGCUAUUUCUUACGAUUUUUUUCCCUUGUGUUUUACUCGGAAAGAACGCAGAGGAAACUUCAACUUCACAGCCACACGUUGUUCGUGAGAGUCAGCCAUUUUUUUUGUCACGUCACACACACAGAACCGCCAGAGAAACCACACUUGUCGUUUUCGGGUGACGCCAAUCGGCGGACUGACUCCUCAGGAGAGGUUCUACAAACAGC